Messenger RNA from Symbiodinium natans, 1947 nucleotides. The record is from the annotation of a GenBank genome assembly. Lineage: Eukaryota; Dinophyceae; Suessiales; Symbiodiniaceae.
AUGAUUGAUCUGCCAGAGCGCCGGUGGGAGUUCUUCUGGUUGCAAAUAUGCUUUGCAUACACGCUGCUCACAUCGCUCUCGAGCCUCAUCUACGGGCACAUGAUGCUUGUGCUGGCGUUUACUAUCUUCUUGGCAAUAUAUCCCCAAUACGGGCCGACGAUGUGUGGAGCUCUCUGCGUUUUUGCUACUCAGAUAUUGUACCGAUGCCACUGGGUCGCAUGGCCACGACUUCUGUACCUGUGGCUCAUGCAAGUGAAUGUGGAUCCGAUACCCAAGUCACCAGGCUUGGAGACCAGUGCAUGCUCCGACCUGAGCAGUGUGGACGACGACGCAAAAGAAGUGGAAAAAGGAGAAGAAACAUCAUCGGAAGAGGGCAGAAGCGAAUCCAGUAGUCAAAACAUUUACAAAUCCCUCUCUGAGAGCAGGGGGAAAGCGCAGGACAGGCACCUGAGCAACUCCCCCAGACUCUGUCUUGAGAGCGGUCUUCCUGACAACCCGGACGAGGAAGAGUUGUUCGAGUCAGCGCAACCCAAGCGGCUACUUCUGUCGCUCGCCUGCCAGGAUUAUGACAAGUUACAAGGAACGGAGCACCAGUGGGCAACCUCACUGUCUUCUCCGUUAAAGGACGCGGCCUUGGUGCACGAAGCAUUUGAGGAAAUUGGGUAUCAGACAGUUGGUUCCUUCCAGAAUGUGAACUGCUCGCAGUUUCAGGCAGAGUUCGAGGACUUUCUGCAAGGCUUAGACUGCUCCUGCUACGUAAUAGCUUUCUUCUUUGCCGGCCAUGGCAUUGAACACAAUUCGCGGUUGGGCUUCCUGCUAAAUGAUCCAGAGGAAACGAUGGUAUACUUGGACAGUUUGUUGCAGCGCUUGCACACUAGAUUGGACGAACUCCUUCACGUCUCAGCAGAGAAUGAUCCCAUCCGCAGCGCAUCUGUCGUGUUCUUCUGCGACAUUUGUCGCGAAGGGCGAGGUGCCAGCGUGAUCCGCGACCGCCGGGCAGUGAAGAAUCCAUCACUUCCUGCACCGAGCCGGCAGCAAGCUGUGAUCUACUCCUGUUUGAGUGGCGGCCAUGCCGCGGACCUGUCUUACAAGACAGGCAACUAUGGGCAUCUCGCCAAGGCCUUGGCCGAUGUUGUGCGCCUGAAUGUGCCGAACACGGUCUUCAGCGUGUGCGAGAGCAUAAACCGGCGAGUGCAGACGUCUUCGCGCAAGCUCAGGAAGAGGCAAGGCGAACUCUACAUGCCGCCGCUGAGUCAGCAGCAUGCCGAGCUUCACAGUGACUCAACGUUGUGGGACGAUCAAUAUGACAUCUUCGUGGAUGAUGGGCAGGGGCGGCAGCUGCGGUCAUGGAUGUUGAAGCUUCGUCACCGUGAUGGAGAGAAUGAGAGUCGGGUUAUUCUAUGGAAGGUUUCAGAAACAGAGUCCGAGGAGGACCCUCACAGGCAAAGGAUUUUGGUUGAACGCGACCGCUUCAUAGCAGCGAAGCAAGAGGAGCGCCGCACUGAGCUAGAAGAGCUUGCAGAGAGAGAGCACGAACGCAGGAGAAGACUACGGCAGCGUGCUAAAGCUCUGAAACAGGCAUGUGCUCGAGCCCAGGAGCAAAUGGCAGCAGCAAGUAGGCAACAUGAGGAAGAACAGCAGCGACUGCAGCGGCAGCAUGAGGAAGAAAAACGGUCAUUACAGCAGCAGAUGGAGGCAGAGAAGCAGCAACUGCAGAAACAGCAUGCAGAAGAGCAUCUGCGAAGGAUGGCUGAAGCUGAGGCCAGGGCUAGAGUUGUAUACCAAGACAGAGUUGUAUACCAAGACAGAGUUGUAUACAGGGAUAGGGACCCUGCAACUGUGAUCGGGGACGGUCUGGAAUUUGGCCGUUGUUUAAUGGGUUUGCUUUGUUUGCCUAUUCUCUUUCUUUGUUGGCCUCUUCUGGUUGUCGGAUGUAUUGUACAAUGA